AAGUAUUAAAUUUUAAAUUUUGUCUAAACUAAUUAGAUACAAUAUCAUGUUCUAGGUUCAAUAUGAUUUACACAUAAUUAAAUUUUUAAUACUUGUUGUCGACGUUCCUGUACACGUUUUCUACAUGUUACAAUUUAAGAUGUAUAUCUACUACUGGAUCAGCAUGGAAUCUAAUAUUAGAACAAUUUUAUCCAUCCGACUCAAAAGUUACUGCAAAAAUACUAGUAUAUAUAUGUGAUUGGUAUAAACUGAAUUUGGAUAAUGAUGCCCGAGCACAUGCCCUUUGAAGAAUAUACAGAUGCUAGAAAAAGAAUGAAAAAGAUUUUUAAAUUCCUGCCAUAUAUGUCUCUUUGGAUUAUUAUAAGUUCAAGUGUGGAGAUUCUGCAAUUCUCAUUUAUCCGUAUCAAGUUUGUAUCUAUCUGAUUUUAGAAGGUGAUAGAACCAAAACCAAUAGCUGCAAUGUCCAAUUGUUAUGACUUAUGAUCGAUAACUCGUAUUGUUGUUGUGGCCAUAAAUAUCAAUCUUUAUUUUCUUUUGUUGCCAAGGCGAUCACACACCACUUAUCUACUUAUGUUGUUUUUCUGUGCUUGUUUGUUAUUUUCUUGUCUGAAAUCAAGCAAAAGGCAAUUGUACGACGAAUCAUUCUGACCUAUAAGAAUUGAUUAAUUUGACCCUAUGGAAGGGACAAAGAAUUCGUGUAUAUGCAGCGAACAUGUGGAUAAACAUAAUUGACAUAUAUAAUCCUAGCACACAGUUUAGCGGAUUAGACUAUUUCAUCUAAACAAGUAGAGAAUAAUAACUAGUUAUAAAUGAAAUUGUAACGAACAUAUCACCCUCAAUUUGUCAUAAUUUUGCCUAUUGUCCUCAUUUAAAAACCUUUUUUUUAAGUUCAUCUAAAAGUCAAAACAAUAUAAUUAUUAUUACCUUUUGAAGUUUAAUCGGGACAACUCUAUGCUUCUCCUCUCUAAGUAUAUAUAAAACAUAUCCUUCGUAUUUGACAUAUUUUGCGUCUAUAACCUUACGAAAAAAAAGCAUUUGCAAGCAGAAAUCUAAUGCAUCGUGGAUAAAUCUCAGCCGUUAAUAUCUUUCCGGCGUCGCUUCGAAUGAACGAUGACACGCGUCGAGUGUUUUAACCGUCACUGUUGGAUUAUCUUCUUCCACGUGGCAAUCAUCCUACAGAGCAAAGCCAAUGCCCAAUCAUUCUCACCGAGGCCGCCUGAUUUGCAACCGGGUGGUCACACUCCGUCGAAGACCACGGUCUUUACCGUUCUCGUCGCCCUCUUCUUCCUCACCGGAUUACUCUCCGUCUAUAUCCGCCAUUGCACUCGCUCUAACCCCGAUUCCUCCACCAGAUACUUCCGCCGCCGCGCUAACGACAACUUUUCACGGCGAGGCGGACUUGACAACGCCGUCGUCGAAAGCUUCCCUGUUUUCGCUUACUCCACCGUUAAAGAAUCGAAGAUCGGAUCCAAGGAUUUAGAAUGUGCGAUUUGUCUCAACGAAUUGGAAGAUCAUGAAACAGUGCGAUUGCUUCCGAUUUGUAACCAUUUGUUCCAUAUCGAUUGUAUCGACGCUUGGCUUUACUCGCACGCGACUUGCCCUGUUUGCAGAUCUAAUCUCACGGCGAAAUCGGAAAAAUCCUGCGAAGAAGACGACGGUGUUCCGAUAGCAGCGAUGAGAGAUCACGUCGUGAUUGAUAUUGAGACCGUUGCUCAAUCCAAGUAG
This is a messenger RNA of Arabidopsis lyrata subsp. lyrata, 1725 nucleotides long. Its product is annotated as RING-H2 finger protein ATL32. Bases 1111 to 1725 code for a protein of 204 amino acids. Lineage: Eukaryota; Viridiplantae; Streptophyta; Magnoliopsida; Brassicales; Brassicaceae. The transcript has a single exon. The record is from RefSeq and is a predicted model, not a curated record.